Messenger RNA from Rotaria sp. Silwood2, 510 nucleotides. Lineage: Eukaryota; Metazoa; Rotifera; Eurotatoria; Philodinida; Philodinidae. The record is from the annotation of a GenBank genome assembly.
AUGGCAACAGUACCUAGUAAAGCUCGAUGUAGUACAUGUGAUAAAGAAAAGAAUACAGUCAGAUGUGAAGGUUGUUUAAAACUGUUUUGUUAUAAUCAUUUAACUGAUCAUCGUCAAGAAUUAAGUGGAGAACUAAAUGAAAUUGAAAUUAAUCGUGAUCUAUUCCGACAAACACUUACUGAACAGGCACAUGAUCCGACAAAGCGUCAUACUAAUCCACGUGUUAUUGAAUUACGAAAAGCUGCCGAAGGUUUGGGAUUUCGUAUAGCAGGUGGUCGAGAAGAAAACUCUCCUAUUUACAUAUCACAUAUUAUUCCAUAUGGUGUUGCUUGGAAACAUGGUAAGUUAAAAAAAGGUGAUCAGUUAUUAUCAGUGAAUGGUGUUUCUGUUGAAAAUGAAUAUCAUGAAACAGCUGUAUAUUUAGUUAAACAAGCGCAAGAUAUCGUGAAAUUAGUUGUACAAUAUUCGCCACAAGAUUUAAACGAAAUGGAAAAUCACUUCGACCAAUAA